AUGAAAGUUGCCGUCCUGGGUCUCCCCAGAACAGGCACACAGUCCCUCGCCGACGCCCUCGCAAUCCUCAAAAUCGCCCCCGUAUACCACAUGCGCGAAGUCGCCAAAAACACCCACCAAGAUCUUUGGAUCGCCGCCAUAACCGACAACCUCCCCGUCUCCAACCCCCUAAACCCCUGGUUAAAAUCCCAAUGGGAUGCCCUCCUCUCUCCGUACGAAGCAGUCUCCGACUUCCCCCCCUCCCUCUUCCCAACCGCCCUCGCAGAAGCAUACCCCACGACCCCAAUAAUACUAACCACCCGCUCCUUCGACUCCUGGGCGUCUUCGAUGCGGGAUACUCUGAUCCACGCACACCUUCACCGGGGUAAGCACCAGACCAAAUCGCCUAUGGAGGAGUUGGCGAACGCGUACCACUCUGCCUGCUGGGACAACGACUUUGAGAAGAAUGGAGAGGCGUAUUUUCAGAGGCACCAUGAGGAGGUGAGGGCACUUCAUACUGAUGGGCGUAAGUGUCUCGAGUUGAGACCUGGAGACGGGUGGGAGCCGCUUUGUGCGUUUUUGGGGGUCGAGGUGCCAGAUGUGGCGUUUCCGAGGAGCGAUGAUUGGGUUGAGUAUAAGAAGAAGGUUGAGCAGGAGAGGGGGGAAGUAGGUGCUGUCGAAAAGUAG
This is a messenger RNA of Colletotrichum scovillei, 666 nucleotides long. RefSeq lists its product as uncharacterized. Bases 1 to 666 code for a protein of 221 amino acids. The transcript has 2 exons. NCBI's taxonomy places the organism in Eukaryota, Fungi, Ascomycota, Sordariomycetes, Glomerellales, Glomerellaceae. The record is from RefSeq and is a predicted model, not a curated record.